AUGAUCUCCCUCCUCCGCCCUUCGCACUUUCUCCUCUCCCGGCGCGACCUCGACCCCGCCCUGUGCCGCGCCACGCUCUCGCGGCUGCCCCCGCGGCGCCUCGAGGCGCUCCUCCUCGAGCUCCGCCCCGCGCUCCGCCCCAAGCCCGCGCUCCGCCUCUUCUCCUUCGCCGCCGAUCGCCUCGGCUUCCGCUUCACCCCGCGCUCCUACGCCCUCCUCCUCGACUCCCUCCUCCGAUCCGAUCCCCGCGCCCCGGCCGCCCCCGCGCGCCUCCUCCUCGCCCGCCUCCUCGACCCCGUCAAUGGUGCCCCCCUCCUCCUCCUCGACGGGAACGACGACCCCUCGCGGCGUUUCACCGAGCUGGUUCGGGCCAUCGCCGAUACCGUCCCCCCCCAGGACGCACCCUUCGCGGCUUCGAUCGACGCCUUGGUCCACGUUUGUUGCACGCAGUUUAGGUCGUACGGCCAAGGGCUCGCUGUGGAGGCCCUCUCUAUAUUAGCCGAUCGCGGGCUUUGCCCUAGUCUCAAAGUGUGUAACAUUCUAUUGUCCUCGCUCGCGAGGAGCAACGAUCUUGCAAAUGCCCGCCAAGUGUUCGAUGGAAUGCAGAGGUUUGUAGCUCCCGAUGUUUACUCCUACACUCCUCUGAUUGUUGUAAAUUGCAAAAAUAGCGAAAUUGAUGAGGCAAAGAGGUUGUUUUCGGAGAUGGAGAGGUUGGGAGUUCUCCCCUCUGUCGUCGCCUACAAUGCACUCAUUGAUGGGCUCUGCAAGAAAGGUUUUUUGGAUGAGGCAUUUCAGUUCAAAGAGAAGAUGAUUAAGAGCUCGGUGGAGCCGAGUGUUGUUACGUUCGGCAUCCUGAUCAAUGGGUUGGUUAAAUUGAAUCAAAUUAGUGAUGUAGGUUCCGUUCUGAAGGAGAUGGUGGGUAUGGGUAUGGAGCCGAAUGAGGUUAUCUACAACACUCUCAUUGAUUGGCAUUGUAAGAUGUAUCAGUGCGCAGAGGCUCUUAAGUUGCUAGAUGAGAUGGUUUCUAAAGGUAUGGAGCCGAACUCAGUCACGUACAACUCGCUCGCGAAAGGGUUGUGUAAGGCAGGAGAGAUGGAGCAAGCAGAAUAUUAUUUUGAUGAAAUGUUGUCGAACAGGAUGGAGAUACAUGUUGGUCUUUUUAACACUAUAAUUUUCUGGCUUGUUACAAAGGCUUCUAGAUUGGAUUCUGCUGCAAGACUCUUUAGGGAGAUGCUGCUGAGGAAUUUAAGACCAAAUGAUUCUCUUAUGACAACGUUUAUUAAAGAGCUCUGCAAGAAAGGGAAGAUUCGAGAGGCGGCAGAGUUAUGGUUUAAGUUGAUGGAGAAAGGUUUUGGCGUGAGCAUAGUAGGUUCGAAUGCUUUGAUUCAUGGGCUUUGUGAUUCAGGAAAUAUCAAAGAGGCAAUCGGCCUUCUCAAUGCUAUGCUUGGGAAGGGAUUGGUAUUGGAUAGAGUAACAUACAAUACAUUGAUAGAAGGAUGCUGCAAAGAUGGAAAAAUGGAUGAAGGACUAAAGCUUCGAGAUGACAUGGUGAAAAGAGGAAUUAAGCCAGAUAUUUUCACCUACAAUACAUUAGUACAUGGCUUUUCCAAAUUGAGUAGAAUGGAAGAGGCCAUUCAGCUUUUAGAUGAGAUUAGGAAUGAGGGUUUGGUUCCAGACCUCUUCACAUUUAGUUCAAUAAUAGAUGGGUUUUGCAAAAUAAAGGAUGUUCGUAAAGCAAAGUUCUACUUCAACCAGUUGAUAGAUUGGGAUUUACAGCCAAAUGUCAUUAUUUUCAAUUCGCUCAUUGGUGGUUACUGCAGGGACGAUCAAAUUUCUGAAGCCAGAAAUCUUUUAGAUGAUAUGAAGAGGAGAGGUAUUCUUCCUACUACGGUGACCUACUGUACCCUUAUGCAUGGUUUGUGCAAUGCUGGUCGUGUAGAAGAGGCUAAGACUAUUCUUGGACAGAUGAUGAAAAAUGGUUUGAAACUCGAUGUAAUAAGCUAUACAACUGUAAUCAGUGGGUAUUGUAAAAUAGGUCAAAUGAAUGAAGCAACGAAACUUUUUGAUGAAAUGUGUGCUAGUGGUAUUGCUCCGAAUAAGCUUACAUACACUGCCCUGAUGCAGGGAUACUGCAAAAUGAGCAAUAAUGAAGAAGCAUCUAAACUUCUAAAUGAAAUGGUGGACAGAGGAAUUGUUCCAGAUGCUGUCACUUACAACACAUUAAUGUCAGGGCUUUGUAAAGAUGGCAGAAUGGAGGAGACCUUUAGUAUAGCCGAUCAGAUGUCUCAAAGAGGUUUGAAGUUGGAUGAAGUUUCUCAUACAAUAUUAGUUCACGGAGUAACUAGAGAUUGGCGUCAAAAGGAAGUUGCUUCUUCUACUGAAGGAGGAAUUGUUAAGCAUGGAUUUGGCUCAUAGAAACUCAACCUGGAUUUAGAAAGAUAAUCUUUUAAACCUGUAGAAGCAAGAUUCAAAAGGAGUUAGGAGCAUCUCCUUCAAUUUCUCGCUUUACAAAACAUCUCCAAAUCAAUGCGAUUGCUACAUUGAUGCAUAGUCAUGCCUAACUGAGCCACAAUGAUUACUUCAUUUUUGGUGGACCUAUUUUGGAAUGAGUUGCUCUCCGGGUCCACUCUGGUGGCAUGCUCAUAGGCAGGCAACUACGCAAUCGUGAAAGGCAACAGUAGUGCAGACAAACAGGAUUACAUGCUAAUCGUGCUGGAGACCUUUCUAACAAGCUUACGGAGAAGUUCACAAGGUUUCACCAAAGCAAGCCUGGCGUACUUUGAAUUAACGGGAGAAUGAAUUUUCCUAUUUAAAGAUCUAGGGUUGUUUCUCAUCGUGAAGUAUAUUCAGGGACUAUCUCUUAUUGAGUUUAAGGAUUGUGGAGUCACCGUACAGACGUAAAGCAAUUUGGUGAUGGUUUAUGAUACUAGCGGUUAUACAUUCAGCGUGGUCUUCAUUCUUUUCUGCAAGAAGAAUUCUACUGGAGCGCGACUCGAAAAUGAGAAGGCUGCAAAGUGAAAAAAUUUUAUGAGUAGUUGUUAACUCUACAUAAACUCGCAAAAAAUGUAAUGCAAAAUUUUGGCGGCAACAUACAAAGUCCGGCAAAUUGACGGGCUUGUGAUGAAAAGGUUCACGGCAAAUUGGCAGGAACCACUUGGACUGAACCAUGCACCGUUUAGAAGAUAGCCGUACCUGAAGCAGCGGGUGGGCCUGCGAUCGGUAAUUGUUAAUCAUUAUAUCUGAGGCGCCGCCGUUACACGGCGCAUUUUUGAUAAAUGAGUCGAACUCGGUUGUUUAAUACUGUGUGCAAGUAGACAUAGAAGAUUUGUACACUUAAGAGGGAAGUGGAUGUGUUUAGUGCAUGACAAUCCUUCUUUUUAAAUUGCGUUAUGUACAUGUAGACUCUUAUUUGUUGGAUUCAGUAGAGCAUACGGAGAGCCAAUGAAGAAGAGCUCCCCUAGUGUAUAUGAUUCUAACGUUUCUCGUUUC
Messenger RNA from Ananas comosus (pineapple), 3489 nucleotides. RefSeq names its product pentatricopeptide repeat-containing protein At4g19440, chloroplastic-like. NCBI's taxonomy places the organism in Eukaryota, Viridiplantae, Streptophyta, Magnoliopsida, Poales, Bromeliaceae. Gene Ontology annotation, molecular function: protein binding. The coding region runs from base 1 to 2415 and encodes 804 amino acids. The transcript is spliced from 5 exons. The record is from RefSeq and is a predicted model, not a curated record.